AUGUCCAGCACCUAUUUCAACGAGAUCUGGCAUCAGGCGCAGCACGAAUGCGAGCAACUGGCCAUUCUCGACUAUGAGCGACAGCACCAAAAUGUGGACACCACGGUGGCCACCAUAAGUGGUGUUGCUGGUGUCAUUACCAGCUCCGUGGCCGCUGCGGCCGAAUCUAAAGCCCUGCUGCAGGCCAGCCUCUAUGAGUUCUAUCUGCGCUACAUAUGCCUGAGCAAUCGCCUGGAGGAAGUCUAUGAUAAUAUGAUUCAACCCCAGAAACGUGAAUUGGUGCGUAAGCUGUUGGACGCCUGCCUGGGCCGUGUCGUUGAACUGAAACAUGAUCUGGUUAACAUUGAUCUCAUGGAGUUUAGCUACAAUGAUGAGGUGGUAGAGCGUCUGCGUCUUACACCCAUGGAAACGGAACUGCGCAUUCCACGCUACUUUCUGCGCGAGCGUGAGCAAGAGCUAGAGUUCCGUAAGCGCACCAUGCAUGAGCUUCUAAUCAAGUUGGGCUGGCUGGAGGAGCAUGCCCUGGAAGAGCCGCUCACUGAAAUCGAGGCCAUACGUCUGCUGCAGAUGCACGAGCGUGCGCGUCAGGGUCGUCUCCGCGCGCACUUUAUGAAGGAGAUACGCAAGGAGAAGGGCAAAAUGGAGGAUCGGAGCGAUAAGGAGCGUAGCGACUCCGGCCUACUGGCAGCCAUGAAAAUACAGAAAAUGUGGCGGGGCCAUACGGCACGUCGCAUCACCCGACGCCGUAAGAUGGAUGAGAUGAUACUGAUUGGCAUGGUUCCGCCACCGGCGUUGGUGCUCAAGGAACGUGCCGAGAAGGUGGAGAGGCACAACGAGACAGACGUGCGACGCCGGCAUGUUGCACAACAAACCUAUGCAGCGCAGUUCGAGGCGCGCCAGGUGGCCAUACAGGAGGAGAUUAGGCUGAAGCAUGGCCCCACCAUGAAGGAGGAUAUUGCCGAUGAAAUACGCGCCUGGAUAAAGGAUUGUUAUGACAAGACGGGCAAGCUGCCCGAUUUCCCGUCAGAGGAUCAGGGCGGUUCGCUGCACAUAUUCAGUCGUCCCGGCACAGAGAGCGAGCACAGUCGCUCCUCGGCGCGUUCCUCCAAGGAGUCGCGCAAAACCAAGGAUAAAUCUAAAUCGCCGGCGCGCAGCGGCGAUUUGAAUGUUAACGAAAAUCAGGAUGAGGAUAUGAACUUUCAACCGGCUCCAUCGGCUUGCCUGCCCGAUAUACGUGCGGAAAUUGAAUACUUCAAUGACACCUGGCGUGACAAGGAUGAGUCUGGCGUGAUUAGCCAGGCGCCCUACGAGGACAUGAUCUAUGCCGAAAAGUAUCAGGAAGUGGAGCUGGAAUUCCGACGCGCCGUCGACGAUGUUAUGCGCCAAGAGCUCGAGCUACUCCAGACCAUGGUAGGCAAAAAAGUCAAGAAAAGCAACAAGAAGACUCGCCGUUCAGGCAAGAAGAACAAAAAGAAGAAGGAAAAGGAUCUGACGCCCGACCGGACUACGGAAUCGCUGUACGAAGAGCUGGUCACCAAUGGUAUUAUACGCAAGCAUCCCGAGCUCAAAUUGAAGCAAUUUCUGGGCGACAAGGCGCUAACCGCACGCAACGGUACAAAUCCUUCUCCGGGUGACAUUCGCCAGGUGCUUACCGAAUACUGCAUUCUGCCGCUCGGCUCGGAGGCCAUACACAAUUGUACGCCACUUAUACGCUCUGUACUGCUGGCCGGUCCGCGAGGAUCUGGCAAAAAGGCGCUGCUUCAUGCCAUCUGCACGGAGGUUGGCGCCGUUUUGUUUGAUCUAACGCCAGCUAACAUUGUUGGAAAAUAUCCGGGCAAAUCUGGAUUGAUCAUGCUUAUACAUCUGGUGCUUAAAGUGUCCAGGCUUCUGCAGCCUGCGGUCAUAUACAUGGGCGAUGCAGAACGUCCGUUUAUGAAGAAAAUACCCAAAACGGAUCGAACCGAUCCCAAGCGCUUGAAAAAGGAUUUGCCCAAGAUGAUUAAGAAUAUUGCUCCGGAGGAUAGGGUUGUCUUUAUAGGUACCUCUAAUUUGCCGUGGGAGGCGGAUCAGAAGCUACUGCAGUCUGUGUACAAUCGGUUUAUAUACAUUCCACGCCCAGAUUAUGGCGCCAUGUCGCACGCCUGGAAAACGCUGCUCCACGAGUACUCUGGCGGAAUCUCCAAUUUGGACACCAGUGCCAUGGCCAAAAUAUCCGAUGGGUAUACCAUAGGUGCUGUUGAUGCUUGCCUACGCGAGGUGAUGACCUGCAAGCGGAAGCUGCAGCUGCGUUCACAACCGUUGACCAAUGCAGAGAUCAUCAAUGUGCUCUGCACUCGUGAUCCCGUUUAUCGGGAGGAAGAAGAAGCUUUCGAAUCAUGGUGGUCUAAAACUCCGCUGGGUCGACGGAGACAACGCUUUCUGGAACUGGAAGAGGAGCGCCUGCUCGAGGAGCAGGCACAGCAGGCCAAACAGGGCAACGGCAACAAAAAGAAAGGCUUAAAUUAA
This is a messenger RNA of Drosophila novamexicana, 2505 nucleotides long. RefSeq names its product dynein regulatory complex protein 11. Gene Ontology annotation, molecular function: protein binding; ATP hydrolysis activity; ATP binding. Bases 1 to 2505 code for a protein of 834 amino acids. NCBI's taxonomy places the organism in Eukaryota, Metazoa, Arthropoda, Insecta, Diptera, Drosophilidae. The record is from RefSeq and is a predicted model, not a curated record. The transcript has 5 exons.